GCAGCGGUCGGGGCUGUUCCCCGAGGCCCCGCGCUCCCGGGAGGGGGCGGUCGCGAGCGCCUGGGUGCCGGGCGCGCGCGGCAGGUGACGUCACCGUUUGGAAGGCGGACCCGGCCAGCGAGCGGCUGCCGCGCUGGUUUGCAGCCAUGUCUCGGUCCCUGGCUCUGUUCGCGCUGCGCCGCACUCCGCUGGGCAGCGGCAGCUAUGGCAGCAGCGCGGCCGCGGCCCGGGCUCUCGCUGCCGCCGCCGGCACCUUCCGUUGCUUCUCGGGCACGGCCGCACGGGCCAAUGGCUUGCGCAGGGGGUUCCUGGUGGGCACCGCUGCAUUGGUCGGGGCGACGGUCGCCGGCUUUGGGCUCAGUCGCAACAGGGCUCUGAUGGCUUCAAAAAGCCCGGUCAACCGAGACCAGCAAGCGUUGAAUGAAAUGUUGCAGAAAUGCAGUCACUUCAUGUCAGAUCCGGUGACCGAUAUCAACAAACUGCUGGAGAACAAGGAUGAAAUUAGGACCAAGAUGGAAUUGCUGAUCAUGGAGGUCCAGGCUGAUGUUUGCAAAGCCUUGGCUGAAGUCGACGGUGGUCAGGCAUUCAAAGUAGACCGAUGGCACCGCGAAGAAGGUGGUGGUGGUAUAAGCUGUGUGCUUCAAGAUGGGAAAGUCUUCGAGAAAGCCGGGGUCAAUGUUUCUGUGGUAUUUGGCAAUCUUUCAGAAGAAGCUACAAAGCAGAUGAGGAGCAGAGGAAAAGUACUGAAGUCAAAAGAUGGGAAGCUGCCAUUUUGUGCCAUGGGAGUGAGCUCUGUGAUCCAUCCCAAGAAUCCUCACGUUCCAACCAUCCAUUUCAACUAUCGAUAUUUUGAAAUUGAAGAAGGAGAUGGUCAAAAAACAUGGUGGUUUGGUGGAGGGACAGACCUUACCCCUACUUACCUGAAUAAAGAUGAUGCUGUUCAUUUUCACAAAACCCUCAAGGAGGCCUGUGACAAACAUGAUAAAAGUUAUUAUCCAGCUUUUAAAAAAUGGUGCGAUAAUUAUUUUGUCAUCAAGCAUCGUGGAGAGCGGAGAGGAGUAGGUGGCAUAUUUUUUGAUGACUUGAAUUCUCCCUCAGCAGAUGAGCUCUUAAAAUUUGUACGUAGCUGUGCUCAGGCAGUAGUUCCUUGUUACAUUCCCAUUGUGAAGAAGCACCUCCAUGACUCUUUUACACCAGAGGAGAAAGCAUGGCAGCAACUCCGCAGAGGCAGAUAUGUAGAAUUCAACCUUGUUUAUGACCGAGGAACAAAGUUUGGUCUGGCAACUCCAGGGUCCAGGAUAGAAAGCAUUCUGAUGUCUCUUCCACUGACAGCGAGAUGGGAAUAUAUGCAUAAUCCUGCCAAAGGCACCAAAGAGGCAGAAAUACUAGAGAUAUUGAAAAACCCCAAAGACUGGGUCCAUUAAUGUGGAUAAACAAGGGUAAAUGUGAAAACUGAAGACUGAACUUCUCUUUCUUUCUUUGUCAAAUAUUAACAAAAUGCAAUUGCUUUUUUCGUCCAAAGACAAAGUGCUGCAAUUAUUUUUAAGAGGAUUGAAUUCUUUUGAAACUGUGUUUAAAUGCACUUAGCAUAAAUAUGUAUUGCCUUUUUUUAAUUCCAAACUCUCCAUCUCAACCCUGAGUUGAUUGGAGGUGCAGAGUAAACAGUUUCUGAAGACUGAACUGAUGUCAAAAUUUCAAUGUACUUCAUGCUGCAUGGAGAGAAUUGGAAAACAAGAGCCAUAUCUCAAAGUUAGUCCAAGCAAAGUAUAAAUUUUGCCUUGAUUUAAAAUGAAUUGUUUAGCCUUUCAAGAAUUGUUGCAUGUUUUCUAAGUCUUAUGCAUUUUUUUAUGUAACUGGUCAAUUUUAUUAUAAUGGGAAUAAAUGAAAAAAUCAAUGGAAUGUGACUACUUUUAAUGUGCUGUUAAUAAUUAUCCCUUGAUAAUUAACGGGAUAUAAUAAUCAUUUUUCCAAAGUUGAAACUGCUGUUUAUAUUUACAAACAUUUAGAAAAAAAUUAUGUGCAGAAAUAAAUAUAUGAUAGAGAUUCAAAGUUUUUAUACCUUGGAAUUGAUGAAAGGACAUCAUUUAUCCAGGAAAAAAACAUUACAAUGGACAAGUUCACAAAUCACUUUUUCUAUUCCCAUGCACCUUUUUUUUUGUUACUUCUGUAACAUUUCAGAACUGUUGAUAUUCCCUUUUGGUGUUGGGAUUUUUAAAUGGUAUAUGCAUUGAAAUGAUAAUUGUUUCAAUAAUAUGAGAUUUAAUAUGACAGUUUGAUAUUAAAUUGCAUGUUAUUCACUGAAUACAAUAAACAGCCACUCUGGUUUCCUAUA
Molecule: messenger RNA, 2332 nt
Organism: Pristis pectinata (smalltooth sawfish)
Lineage: Eukaryota; Metazoa; Chordata; Chondrichthyes; Rhinopristiformes; Pristidae
Gene: cpox
Product: coproporphyrinogen oxidase
Exons: 7
Coding region: 147-1424 (425 amino acids)
Cellular component (GO): mitochondrial intermembrane space; cytoplasm
Molecular function (GO): coproporphyrinogen oxidase activity
Source: RefSeq, a predicted model, not a curated record